Molecule: messenger RNA, 1889 nt
Organism: Owenia fusiformis
Lineage: Eukaryota; Metazoa; Annelida; Polychaeta; Sabellida; Oweniidae
Source: the annotation of a GenBank genome assembly
AUGAAUCUAUUUGGGAUUGAACCAUAUGAGGCGAGGGUCUUCUUGGUCAUUAAUAUAGGGACUGUCAUUCUGAUGCGUGUGGUGACAUACUUCUUAUUUUAUGACUAUGUAUUUCAGGUCAAUAUGGAUCUAUACGGGAUUGAACUAUCUGAGGUGAGGGUCUGCCUAGCUAUCUUCAUAGGGACUGCAAUUUUAAUGCGUGUGGUGACAUAUUUCCUUUGGGCAAGGACCCUACCCCCUGGACCCAUGGGCCUACCAAUCAUCGGGAACCUACACCAGCUUGGAAAACAUCCACACAAAACUAUGACAGCUUUUGCAAGAAAAUAUGGAGAUAUUUAUAUGAUUCAUUUUGGAAGUCGUCCAACUAUUGUAUUGAGUGGUUAUGAAACUGUGUUUGAAGCUUUGCUCAAAUGUGGCGAUGAUUUUGCAGGACGUCCUGAUUUUCAAUCAUUUCAAUACAUCAACAAAGGAAAAGGUGUUGCUUUUUCACCCCACUUUGAUGCAAGAUGGAAACUAUUGAGAAAGAUUAUGGUUAACGCAGCUAGACUUUUGGUCAAUGAUAAGAAGCGUCCAAUAGAUGCCAACAUCCUAGAUGAAUGUGACACUCUUAUCAAAGAACUACUAUCUACCAAUGGACAACCAAUUGAUCCUAGGAUUCCCAUAAAGAUGUGUGUAGGAAGUAUUAUCUUUACACUUGUUUUUGGUGAAUCUAUAGCAAGUAAAGAAGAUCAAGAUUUCAAAGGCAUAAUCGAAAGGAAUAGAAAGUUUAAUGCUUUACAAGCAAGUGGUGGCAAUAUAGCUGACCUCAUGCCGUGGACAAAGAUUUUCACCAAAAGAAAAUUACAUGAGUUUAUUCAGAUUAUGGAUGCGAAUAUGAAACUUCAUACACGGAAGCACAAGGAACAUGUCUCAACAUACAAUCAAGAUGAUCUAAGAGAUAUCACUGAUGCACUUAUUAAAGCAAGUCGUGAUGUAAGAGGAACAGAAAAUAUGGAAUAUUUAGAUGAGCAGUUCAUUCUCUGUCUGACAAUAGAGUUAAUUGGAGCAGUGUCUUCAUUCAUGCAUUGGGCUGUCCUCUACAUGGCUUUUUAUACAAAGAUACAGAGUAAAGUACAUGCAGAGAUUUCAGCUGUCAUUGGUGGGACAAAACGAAUAUGAAAUAUACAGAAGCUUGUAUUUUGGAAAUCAAUCGCAAAUCCUCUUUAACUCCCAUGGCACUGCCUCAUGCUAAUACAUGGGAGACAACACUGAAUGGUUACACAAUUCCUGCCAAGACUCUCACCUUCAUCAACCUAUGGGCCCUUCACCAUGAUGAGGCCACAUGGGGUGACCCUGAAAACUUCCGACCGGAGAGAUUUCUUGAUCAAGAUGGUGAAAUCAUUCAAGAUCUUGCUGAAAAAGUUGUUGCAUUUGGUCUUGGACGACGUCGAUGCUUGGGAGAGUUGAUAGCAAAAAUUCAAAUAUUUUUGCUUCUUACUCGUAUACUGCAGAGGUGUGAACUCACUAUUCCCGAUGGUGCGACUCCUAAUAUGGAAGGAGUAUAUUCACUUAGUCUUGAUACUGUUCCAUAUGAAGUAAUCUGUACACCAAGGGAUUUGUAAUGUGUAUGAAAAUGGGUGUACGGAAAAGACCAACCCCACUGACCACCAACUGGUCAGUGUUCUCCACAGGUAGCCUCAAAGCAGGGUUUGGGGAAAAUGUGUAAAAGAGCGACCAUAUCGUGUGUAAAAUACCAUAUUUUAGCCAUAUUUGUAACUUUAAUUAAGUUGAAAUGGUUAAAACGAAAGGCAAGCAAACACAAUAGGUUCCUAACCUGCCAGCCUCCUUUCUAUAGAAAUCAGAAGAAGUGAGUCAUGUGUGAACUUAUGACCUUAUAUGUAAGGCUUGGG